This is a messenger RNA of Penicillium cosmopolitanum, 2424 nucleotides long. Its product is annotated as ankyrin repeat domain-containing protein. Gene Ontology annotation, cellular component: nucleus; cytoplasm. The record is from RefSeq and is a predicted model, not a curated record. NCBI's taxonomy places the organism in Eukaryota, Fungi, Ascomycota, Eurotiomycetes, Eurotiales, Aspergillaceae. The transcript has 10 exons. Gene Ontology annotation, molecular function: protein binding. The coding region runs from base 1 to 2424 and encodes 807 amino acids.
AUGACUGGGCCGGGUGCUUAUCUACCUCCGCACGGGCAGUCUGAUCUCUGGGUGGAAGCGAUCAAAGAGCUGGACGACGAGGACAAGUCAUUAAUAUGGCCCCACGCGACAGAAAAGCUGACCGUUCUUGACGACGUCCUCGUAAGUGCUAAAAACAGACAGGCAGAGUGCGAGAAGAAAAGAUGGAAAUACACAAAGCGAGAUGGAACCGAAGUCGAGCUUCGUCAGAUCUUCGAUAAGAUCGUUCAGAAAGUUUCCCAGUUCAAGGAACUUGGUGAUUCGGUCGCUGCGUUGGAUUCGACGCAUCUGGCUGUUCCUUGGAGAGCGAUAAAAUUGAUUCUCCAGGUCGCGGUCAAGGAUUCGGAAUACCUUCAAGUCGUCUACGAAGGAAUCGAAAUGUUUUCUGUUUUCAUUCCCCGAUAUACAGUGUUUGAGAUUCUGUACUUGAAAAGCGAUUCACGGAUUAAAACCAUUCUGCAGAGCCAGAUGGUCGCGCUAUAUGCUAAGCGAAUAGUCAAAAGUUUGCUUCAGAUGUACAAUGACUUCAAGGUAUUGAUGGACGAAAUUCAGAAGCAACAAGUGAUAGUGGAUGACCUCGCUCGCUUGGUUGAUUCAGAAAAUUCCCAGGAGGAAAACCGAACAGUUUUAAAAAAGCUAGAAGCAGUCACGAACGCGCAGAAUAUUCUGAAAGGAAAAGAUCCGAAGGCCAGGAGGAAAAGAAUAUACUCAACUGGCUUUCUCCAAUUUCGCACGGUGGGCACCAUCAAAGACUUCGAACAGACCGCUUGCCAGACUGUGGGCUCGAGAUUUUUCAACGACCCGAACCAGGGAACGACGACAAUCUGUAUCGACGCGAUAGAUGAAUGCGACACAACCCGACGGACCAACUUCCUGAAUUUGAUAAGGACUCUAUUGCAUGAUGCCAAAGGCCGAGUCAAGAUUCUUCUGUCAAGUCGACCUUCCUCGGAUAUUUCCGCCCGCCUCAAAUCGCUUAAAUUCUUGUCGAUUGAUGCCGGUCAAAACCAGCAAGAUAUCGAAAGGUUCCUCUGGAUCAAGCUGCAAGUCACUUUGCUCACCGAUCACAACCAAAUACUAUUCGAAAGCGACAUUUUGCAACGGUGCAGGACACUUCCCGAGGGACUCUCACAGCUCUAUGAAACGAUAUACAGCAAUAUUGAACAAGCAUGUUAUAUGGCACGAAAAGUAGCCUUCACGCUCUUUCGAUGGCUUCUAUGUGCAAAUGCACCGAUUUCAAAACAUGAUCUGAUGGGAGCAGUCUCUUACUAUGUCACCGGCCAACGCGACAGUCUCACAGAGUCGAUGAUCCAGGAUAGCUGCAGCAACCUCGUCAUGUUUGACGAAGAUCUCAACACCUUCAGAUUCAUUCAUACCUCAGUGAAGGAUUUCUUUGAAGAGAAACCCGGAUUCAAUCUACAGAAAAGACAUGCCAUUGCAGCCGAUGUAUGCUUGAAGAUCAUUUCUGAUGGAAUCCCAGCUCUUGAAGACCUAUCCUUGGAGCGCAGCUCACUUCAGUGUUAUGUGAUUCUAUAUUGGGCAUCCCAUAUUGAAAAUUCUGGUCAGCAGCAAAGCACCGAGAAAAUCAAAGAUGCAUUGAACGGCUUGUUUAUACGAGAUAGAAAUGCCAAGCCCUGGUUUAGACAGUGGCUGCCGCAGGUUGAGCCCGUUUCUCAAAUCUUGGAUUGGAGCGACCCAUUCAAAGAUAAGAUUAUACAACCUCUCAGCUCACCAGAUAGGCCCUUCUUUACCGCCUGUACGUUCGGGUUUUCCGAAAUCGCUCAGCGUCAUAGCAAAGCAAAGCCAGAGCUUGUAAGAAAGAAGAACACCAUGGGAGCAACGGGGCUACAUUUGGCCUCUCAAUACGGACACUUGAUGGUCGUGAAAGAGCUGUUGGACGGACCAAUUCGGCCUAACCGCACUUCACCUGGCUCUAAUAUUGAGAUGGAAGAUAGCAAAGGAACGACAGCUCUACAUCUGGCUGCUCAAAACUUGAACCAAGAAGUGGCAGCAUUUCUGCUCGACAAAGGCGCUAAUGUUGAGUCUAGAGACUAUCAGGGACAAACACCUCUGCACUUUUUAUUUUUUCGCCGUGUGGUAAAAUCUUGCGAUGAUUUCUUAGCCAUGCUUCGGCUUUUGGUAGAACGAGGAGCCGACAUCAAUGCUCGAACUACAGAUGGAAAGACUGUACUAGUGAUGCUUGAAGGAGCCCGAAAUUUUUCGGAAUUUAGACGAAGGAUCGAAGCAGAACUUCUCGUCCUGGGAUUCGGCGAUGUCGAAGAGGUAAAGGGUGGUAUCAACGAACAGGAGGAUCCCGAGGAGGAAGACGAUGAUAGCAGUGAUGAACAAGAGGUGUAUUGGGAUGCUGAAGUGGCAAAGUGGUAUAGCAAUGGUAAAAACGAAGCUUAG